Molecule: messenger RNA, 1314 nt
Organism: Trypanosoma cruzi
Lineage: Eukaryota; Euglenozoa; Kinetoplastea; Trypanosomatida; Trypanosomatidae
Product: mucin-associated surface protein (MASP), putative
Exons: 1
Coding region: 1-1314 (437 amino acids)
Source: RefSeq, a predicted model, not a curated record
AUGGCGAUGAUGAUGACUGGCCGUGUGCUGCUGGUGUGUGCCCUCUGCGUGCUGUGGUGCGGUGCCGGCGUUGCUCAUGCGAGGGACCGCGACAACAACGCGCAGGGUGGUUGCAUGACUUCGGGAUUGUUGGGAAGGAAAACAUCGUAUUUGUUGAGGGGUUGCAAUAAAGCUGUGCUGACGCCGCCAUUGCGAUCACCGUUCUUCAUCGAUGCGAUACAAGCCGAGGCGAAGGAAUUAAAAGAAAUUUCUCAGGAAGGUGAUGGUUUGGAUUCAGAUUUAAUUUCACAACCACCGGCACCGCCACCAGCGCCAGAAAUACCACCACCACCACCACUAAUUGAUGCCAGUGUUUCUGAUGGUAGUGGCCGCAGUGAAGCUGGUGCUAACAGUCAAACAGGCGGUGGCAUCUCUGGUGGUGGUGGCUCAAGUGGAAUUUCUCACGGAGAUAAAGAUUCCACUGUGGAGGUUUCUGCCCUUGUUGAUAAGUCUGCAUCCUCCACCGCCAAUGAUGGUGAUGGUUCGCAGAACACCGGAGUUGAGUCGGCCACUCAGAAGAACAAUUCUUCAGGAACAGCUGAACUCUCCGUAAAAGCACCGGAUUUGCCCGCAUUGCCCAAAUUGCAGAAUCCGGAGGUGUCAGAUCUCGACAAAAGUGAAAUCUCUCUUAAUACAAAAGAGACAAUAAGUGUUGAAGCUCCUGAUAGGGGUGCAAGUAGAGGCUACGCAGGGGAGAGUGAAGUAGAUACCAAAGUCUCCUCCAGCGUGUCUUCUGCCAAGAGCAAACCCACAGGGAAACCAUCAUUGCCAUUACUAUCAACGGGAGAAAGUCCAACAACAAAAACAACAGGACCAAACGACUCAGAGGCUCAGACAGAAAAAAAUGGAGAAACAGCAGCUUCAGGAACCGAAACGGACUCUGCAACACCUAAACCGUCUUCAAAGGAUGAUGUGGCAGAGCAACAAAAUCAAGAGAGCGACAGACAAGAUUUGAUGAAGUAUGCAGCUACCGGCCAUCCAGCAGGCACAGCAGCAAUACCCAUCUCUACAGAUGGCAAUGGUGAUGCUCAUGGAACGGCGAGUGAGAAUGGUGACGAUACUGGAGGGCAUAAUAAAAAAAAAACCCACGACGACCCCGAAGCUGACAAUACCAACGUCGGUAUUACAGCCAAUGAGACAGCACCAGAAGCAGUCAACAGCUCUCAAACAAAUAAUACGGCUACAACUGGCGACAGUGACGGCAGCACCGCGGUGUCCCACACCACCUCCCCUCUUUUGCGUUUAUUUUUGCGUGUACGGCUGCUGCUGCGAUAG